AUGUCUCUAUAUACUCCCAACAACUCUGAUGUGGUUUUGGCCAAUGACGAGCAGUCUCCUACAGGGAAACCACCUGUGGAGGAUCUGUUCUCAGACCUGUGUGAUGGACGACGCUUGCUGGAGCUGCUGGAGGGGCUGACAGGACAUGCGCUGGUGAGGUUGGAGAGAGGAUUCACACGCGUUCACUCACUCAACAAUGUCAACCGUGCUCUGCAGAUCUUGCAGAAGAACAAUGUUGAAUUGGUGAAUAUCGGAGCGGCAGACAUCGUUGAUGGAAAUCACAAACUCAUUCUCGGGCUCAUCUGGAGCAUCAUUCUCCACUGGCAGGUAAAGGAUGUGAUGAAGGAUGUGAUGGCCGGCCUAAAGCAGACCAACAGUGAGAAGAUUCUGCUGAGCUGGGUUCGUCAGAACACGCGCCAGUAUCCUCAGUGUUUCAGCAGUGGGUGUCAUACUGCAGUCACAGGUUGGCUCUUCAAUAUCCAUUAUUUCUGUCCUCAGGUCAACGUGGUUAACUUCUCCAGUAGCUGGAAUGAUGGAUUGGCCUUCAAUGCCCUCAUCCACAGCCACAGACCUGAGCUUUUUGAUUGGAGCUCAGUGGAGAAGAAGACAUCUCCAAUCGACAGACUGGAACAUGCCUUUAAUAAGGCCGAACAACACCUGGGGAUAGAGAGACUGCUGGACCCUGAGGAUGUGGCGGUGCCUCACCCUGACAAGAAGAGUGUCAUCAUGUACGUGACGUCACUCUUCCAGGUGCUUCCCCAAAGUGUUUCCAUGGAAGCCAUCCAGGAGGUGGAGACACUGCCGCGGGUGGCAGCGGGCAGUCCUGCCCGGGUGACGACGGAGGAGCACUACCAGAUCCAGACACAGCAGCGCUUCUCCCAGCAGUUCCAAAGUCCCAGCCACGAGGAUCUACAGCGGGGUCUCAGUCCUCUGCCUCCAGGCUCCACUAGCCUGGAGAGCUACCAGGCUGCACUGGAGGAGGUGUUGACAUGGCUGCUGUCGGCUGAAGAUGGACUCCAAGGCCAGCCUCCCAUCUCUAACCAUGUGGAGGAGGUAAAGGAGCAGUUCCACACACACGAGGGAUACAUGGUGGAGCUGACCACCCACCAGGGCAGCGUGGGGCGGGUCCUCCGGGCCGGCGCUGCCCUGCUAGGGGAGGGCAACUUGAGUGAAGAGGAGAACUCGGAAGUCAGGGAGCAGAUGAACCUCCUGAACUCCCGGUGGGAGCACCUAAGAGUAGCUAGCAUGGAGAGACAGAGCAGACUCCACGAGGUCCUGAUGAACCUGCAGCACCAGCAGCUGCAGCAGCUCACAGACUGGUUGGACGUGACGGAGGCGCGGAUCAAGAGGAUGGGGGCUCAACCGCUGGGUCCUGACCUGGAGGAUGUCAAGCACCAAGUGGAAGAGCACAAGCUCCUGCAGGAGGACCUGGAGCUGGAGCAGGUCAGGGUGAACUCUCUGACCCACAUGGUGGUGGUGGUGGACGAGAGCAACGGAGACAGCGCCACUGCCGCAUUGGAGAGCAAAUUACAGGUGCUAGGUGACCGCUGGGCAGCCAUUUGUCGAUGGACAGAAGAACGCUGGAUUCUUCUUCAGGAGAUUUUACUGAAAUGGCAGCACUUCACUAAUGAACAGUGUUUAUUUGACUCCUGGCUGACUCAGAAGGAGGAGCUUGUUCGCUCCAUCAAGACCUCCAACCUGAAGGACCAGACAGAGAUGGUGGCCUGCCUCCGCCGUCUUGCUACGGUGAAGGCAGACCUGGAGGUAAAGCGCCCCGCCAUGGACAAGCUGUGCUCCAUGAGUCAGGACCUGCUGUCCAGCGUGAAGAACAAAGAGGUGGCCAGCAAACUGGAGGCCAGACUGGAUAGCUUUGCCCAGCGCUGGGACCGACUGGUCCAGAGUCUGGAGAUGAGCAGCUCCCAGCUCUCGUCGGCUGUCAGCGUGGCCCAGCAGUCCGAGCUGACCCACUCUGUCACUGCGACCGUUACCAAGGUGACUACAAGGGAGAAGGUGUCAGCUGUGCGCCAGACCCGAGAGUCACCACCGCCGCAGAAAAAGAGACAGGUCGUGGUGGAUUCUGAACUCAGGAAGAGGUUUGACGUUGACUUCACAGAGGUCCACAGCUACAUGACUCGUGGUGAGGCCAUCCUACAGAGCCCCGAGUUCUCUGUGUCACGCAAGGACGGCAGCAUUCAGGAUCUGCACGACAAAGUGCAGGCGAUAGAAAGAGAGCGGCCAGAGAAGUACCGAAAGCUUCAGGAAGCAACACGCACGGCGCAGACCCUGGUCGAGCAAGAGGGGAGUCGUGCUGAUGACAUUGCCCAGUCAGCGGAGCAGCUGAACCAGCGCUGGGUGGGAUUUUGUACCCUUUUGGCAGAAAGGCUGGCAUGGCUGGCUUACCAGACAAAGGUGCUGGCCUUCUACAGCUUGUAUGAGCAUUGUGAGCAGACUGUGGACAACAGUGAGAACUGGCUCAAAGUCCAGGCGCCUCCAGCAUCUGAACCAGAGCCACUCAAAGUACAACUGGACCGAUGCCGGGGGGGUGUGGGAGAGUAG
Molecule: messenger RNA, 2556 nt
Organism: Micropterus dolomieu (smallmouth bass)
Lineage: Eukaryota; Metazoa; Chordata; Actinopteri; Centrarchiformes; Centrarchidae
Product: dystrophin-like
Exons: 22
Coding region: 1-2556 (851 amino acids)
Biological process (GO): synaptic signaling
Cellular component (GO): plasma membrane
Molecular function (GO): protein binding
Source: RefSeq, a predicted model, not a curated record